This is a messenger RNA of Misgurnus anguillicaudatus (oriental weatherfish), 1623 nucleotides long. It is a transcript of the gene ppm1lb, whose product is annotated as protein phosphatase, Mg2+/Mn2+ dependent, 1Lb. NCBI's taxonomy places the organism in Eukaryota, Metazoa, Chordata, Actinopteri, Cypriniformes, Cobitidae. Gene Ontology annotation, molecular function: cation binding; protein serine/threonine phosphatase activity. Gene Ontology annotation, biological process: protein dephosphorylation. The record is from RefSeq and is a predicted model, not a curated record.
UGACAAGCUGUUUAUUUAAUACGUGUGACGGACAGAUGUGUGUGAGAAUGCAGCAGGAAUGCUUUACUGUCCGUCUCUCUGUCUGUCUUACAUUUGAUUUUCUCACACAUUUAAAUAGAUACUAAACAGACAUUUAAUCACAGGACUGAUCUCAGCGCGAGCACGCGCACAUACACCUGUGCACGUCGAACUGCAGAACGCUCGGUUUAGCCGAUUUAGGUUUUCGCUCACGAUCAAGGGAAACCCAUUACCCGUAUUUAUCAGAUGUGAAGGCGUCGCAUUUCUUUGUGAUCGUAUGCAGGUGUUUUUGAAGCGCAUUGGAUGAGCAUGCAUUAGCGCAGCAUCAGUUUGUCAGUGCGCAUGCGCACGCUGGAAGAGAGCAUGAGCCCGCUGUCAGUGCUUUGGAGAAUCAUGAGAUAUCUGCUCCUCCGACCCGAGACACUGCUGCUCCUCUGCAUCAGUCUCGCUCUCUGGAGCUAUCUCUUUCACACCGAUGAUGUAAAGACCAUCGUCCAAUCCAUGAACGUGAUGAAGGGUAAGAUGAAAAUGACGCCGACUGAUGGAGAUGAUGUUGUGGAUGGACAGAAGGUGUCCAGGACAUGGGAGUUCAGGAGUCCGACCGCAGCCGUGUACUCUAUCCAAGGCAAGAGAGAUCAUAUGGAGGACAGGUUUCAUAUUCUCACUGACACCAUCAACAGAAGCCAUCCAGACAUCUUCGGCAUUUUUGAUGGACAUGGAGGAGAGGCAGCAGCAGAGUAUGUACUGACUCAUCUUCCGGCAGUCCUGAGUAAACAGCUCCAGCAGUAUGAGAGACAGAAGGAGAACAGCCUUCUGAACCAUCGGUCAAUCCUCAAGCAGCACAUACUUAACAUGGACAAAGAGCUUGUGGAAAAACUCUCAGCCUCAUAUGAUGAAGCAGGAACUACAUGUCUGGUGGCUCUGCUGUCUGAGAAGCAGCUGACUGUAGCUAACGUUGGCGACUCAAGGGCCGUGUUGUGUGAUAAAGACGGUAAUGCCAUCUCGCUGUCACAUGACCACAAACCCUACCAGCUAAAAGAGAGAAAGAGGAUCAAGAAAGCAGGUGGCUUCAUUAGUUUCAAUGGAUCAUGGCGUGUGCAGGGCAUUCUGGCCAUGUCACGUUCACUCGGGGAUUAUCCAUUAAAGAAACUGAACGUGUUGAUCCCUGACCCUGAUGUACUGACAUUUGACCUUGACAAACUGCAGCCUCAGUUUAUUAUUUUGGCAUCAGACGGACUUUGGGACACCUUUAGCAAUGAGGAAGCUGUACAUUUCAUCAAAGAACGUCUCAACGAGCCGCAUUUUGGUGCUAAGAGCAUCGUCCUUCAGUCGUUUUAUCGUGGCUGUCCUGACAAUAUCACUGUGAUGGUGGUAAAGUUAAAAAAAAGACGCUCUAAAGCUGCUGGCCAGUGAAGAUGAAUCAACUCUUAAAUGUAAAACUUAAUGUAAACUAGACUAAGUAUUUUUAUGAAUGAAUAAUCAAAAGUCACAUUAUGCAUAAGUUUAAUGCGAGAUGAACACUGUCAACUGUAUUUUUGGAGCAAUUGUUUGUAUUCACAUUAAUAGUACAAAUGUACGCAAAUCCCUAUUAAAUUUUCAGCAAUC